This is a messenger RNA of Camellia sinensis, 2254 nucleotides long. RefSeq names its product Mitochondrial transcription termination factor family protein (gene BSM). NCBI's taxonomy places the organism in Eukaryota, Viridiplantae, Streptophyta, Magnoliopsida, Ericales, Theaceae. The record is from RefSeq and is a predicted model, not a curated record. Gene Ontology annotation, biological process: regulation of DNA-templated transcription; developmental process. Gene Ontology annotation, molecular function: double-stranded DNA binding.
CGAGAGACUACCAGUAGCAGCGUCUCUCUCUCUCUCUCUCUCCCUCCCUCUCUCCCCAAAACCCUAACUCCGAAACACUUUCCGGCUAUCCUCUCUCUCUCUCAACGUCGCCAGUAGAGACUGCAGUGAAUUCACUGAUCGAUUCCCUCGUUGUUAGAUCCUCAACACAAGGGAAAGAAGAAAAGUAGCACAUCGGGAACAUCACAUUCACCUCUUCCUCUUGAUUCUUUUGAAACUUAUGGUUGCUGAUCAUGCGUUAUGCAUGAUGCUGAUUCAUUGAUUGUACAACGCACUUACAAGUAUGAAGAUCAUAAGCUGCACUGGCAUUACAAAACCGAGUUUUUUGCUCAUACGUUAUGAGCUACCAGCGCUUACAUUCUGUCUACCCCAGUUAACUACUCCAAAAACUAUAUGGAUUUCAAUUAACCGGGAGAAGAGAACAGGUUUCAGGACAAAAUGUCAGUACUCUGUCACCAGUGGGACAGUUGCAUCCAAUUCUGUAAGUUCAUCUUUAUCCAAAACCGAUACAGUUAACUUGGGUCGGAAACGAGGAAGCUACUCCUUAUAUAGUCGUCCUAGUUUACUUGAGAUGAAGAACGAGAGUAUGGAAAAUCGUGCCCGUGUUUAUGAGUUCUUGAGGGGAAUUGGUAUUGUAACCGACGAGCUUGAUGGGUUGGAGCUUCCCGUGACAAUUGAUGUUAUGAGGGAACGUGUGGACUUCCUCCACAAAUUAGGGCUUACAAUUGAAGACAUAAACAACUAUCCUCUUGUUCUUGGUUGCAGUGUGAAGAAAAACAUGAUUCCCGUUCUUGAUUAUCUUGGCAAAUUGGGUGUUAGAAAAUCUACUUUUACAGAAUUUUUGCGACGAUACCCACAAGUCCUCCAUGCUAGUGUUGUCGUGGACCUUGAACCUGUGGUUAAGUAUCUUCAGGGGAUGGACAUCAAGCCAAAUGAUAUUCCUCGUGUUCUUGAGAAGUAUCCAGAAGUAAUGGGAUUCAAGCUUGAGGGGACCAUGAGCACCUCAGUGGCUUAUUUGGUUGGAAUUGGGGUUGCUAGAAGAGAAAUUGGUGGCGUUUUGACUAGAUAUCCCGAGAUAUUGGGAAUGCGAGUUGGUCGAGUAAUCAAACCAUUUGUGGAAUAUCUAGAAAAUUUGGGAAUUCCCAGACUAGCCGUGGCUAGACUGAUUGAGAAGCGGCCUCAUAUUCUUGGAUUUGGACUAGAAGAGAGGGUGAAACCAAAUGUCGAAUCCCUUCUAGAGUUUAAUGUUAGACAAACUUCACUUGCUUCUGCGAUUGCACAAUAUCCCGAAAUUAUAGGUAUUGACCUGAAACCGAAACUUCUCAGUCAAUGUAGCUUUCUCAGAUCUAUUAUUGAUUUGGGUCCUGAAGAUUUUGGGAGAGUAGUUGAGAAGAUGCCACAGGUCGUUAGCCUUAGCAAAAAACCAAUAGUGAAACAUGUGGAUUUCCUCAAGGAUUGUGGAUUUUCCUUAGAACAAUUGAGAAAGAUGGUGUUGGGGUGCCCCCAAAUCCUUGCUUUGAAUCUUGAUAUCAUGAAACUUGGUUUUGAUUAUUUCCAAAAUGAGAUGGGUAGGUGUUUAGAUGAUUUGGUUAUUUUCCCAGCCUUUUUUACUUAUAGUUUGGAGUCUACUAUAAAACCAAGACAUAAGAUGGUUGCAAAGAAGGGGCUGAAAUGUUCACUUGCGUGGCUUCUUAACUGCUCUGACGAGAAAUUUGCUGAACGGAUGAACUAUGACUUCAUUGACAUGGACGAGACAGAAAUGGAUUCAUCGUUUGACAUGAAUACUCUGAUGGAGCCGAGAAGUGAUGAGUCAGGUUCUGACUUUGAGGACAGUGAUGAGGAUGAGUAUGUAUAGAAUGUGAAUUGGCUCAAGGCAACAGUCUGCUGUGGAUAUUUUACUUUCUUGAAGUGAAGCGGUCAUGUAGGGGACCCUAGGAGCUAGAUCAAAAGGUAUUUGGUCACUACCUUCUACAAGGAACAGAAAAAUGAACAAACCACUUCAAGCGGUGAUUGGAACGUCGCAACCCAGCUGUUGGAAUGCAGGGGCCUUCUUGUUGUGAGUUUUUAGCAAUUUUUGUUUUCUUCUUUUGUUACCAGACAAUUUCAUAGGCCACGAAAAUUCUCAAUGCUAUGGUCAACAAUUACAACACAAAGCUCGAAGGUUGAGGCUAAUGAAACAGAUGAUGGGUAUUAUAUUUAUUGCAUAAGGGGUGUUGAAAAAAUGAUCAUGAAUUGA